AUGAGAACAACGUACUGGUUGCUUUCGCUCGUAUUACUUUGGGUUUCUGUUUUGGCAGACGUGAACCCUACCGCACCCAGCGAUGGCGAUGUUUACACGGUGAGCGGAUCCUCGGUUAGUUUCGAGGUUGGCUUUGACGAUGACGGUACCUCGCCUGAUAUCAGCACCGCGCUUUCGUUCACAAUCACUUUGGUGACCGGUCCAAACACAGACAUCACUGCCAGAAGCACUCUGGCGGAAUCCAUUUCGCUUUCCGACCUGACAGACAACAAAUACAAAGUCACUGUUGAUGCUGACGUUGGAGCUAGUGGCUCGUACUAUAUUCAAAUUUACGCCAGUUUCGGCUCGUCCAGUUACACCAUCCACUAUACUCCUCGUUUCCAGUUGAAGGGAAUGACCGGUUCAUUGGCAGCCUCGGGUUCUGGAGACCCUCCUGCCGCACAGACUGCGGGAGUUAGUGAGUCGGUCGACUCCAAAUCGUUCACCGUGCCGUACACUUUGCAAACUGGAAAAACAAGAUACGCUCCGAUGCAGUUACAACCAGGUAGCACAAUCACCGCCACCUCAUGGUCCAGAAGAUUCCCUACCUCUGCGGUCACCUACUUCACCACUAUCGCGGGUACUCCGAGCGUGUACUCUACAAAAACCCCUGGAUGGUCCUACACCAUGAGCUCCUUGGUGAACUACGCCACUCCUGCGCCUUUCCCAAGUGAAGUCAGUUGCGUAAACAAGUUAGUUAACCGUGGUGUAGAAGAUCUCGGGCACCUUGUGGCUCAGCUCCACGAGUUUUGUCACCGCAGCCUCGCUGAUUUGGCUGCCAAAGUCGAUGAUCUGGAUCACCUUGACAGUGUUGUCGGCGUCGACAAUUCCAAUGGUUUCGUACCAGUUGUUGAGCAGCAUCGACUCGAGCAGGGUCUGUUGGUUCUUGAAUCUCAGCUCCACAGACCCGUUGGCUUGAACAACGGCCGUGCCCUGGUUGGACGACUUGUCCACCAGUUUGCCAAUCACACGGACGGUCUUGUUGGUGAACUGGGCGAUGUUGCUGGCGUCGACUCUGAUUGA
Ogataea philodendri is the source of this 1062-nucleotide messenger RNA. RefSeq lists its product as uncharacterized. Gene Ontology annotation, biological process: fungal-type cell wall organization; (1->6)-beta-D-glucan biosynthetic process; cell wall biogenesis. Lineage: Eukaryota; Fungi; Ascomycota; Pichiomycetes; Pichiales; Pichiaceae. The coding region runs from base 1 to 1062 and encodes 353 amino acids. The transcript has 2 exons. Gene Ontology annotation, cellular component: extracellular region. The record is from RefSeq and is a predicted model, not a curated record.